Molecule: messenger RNA, 366 nt
Organism: Morchella sextelata
Lineage: Eukaryota; Fungi; Ascomycota; Pezizomycetes; Pezizales; Morchellaceae
Exons: 3
Coding region: 1-366 (121 amino acids)
Source: RefSeq, a predicted model, not a curated record
AUGCCUUUUACAGAGCCUAUUUUCAAUCCACGGAUGAUAAUUAUCCUCAGCGACAGGAUCGAUCUCGUUGAGCUUUCCCUCUCUCUGUCAAACCAUCUCCGUGAACGUUACCUCAUUCAGCUUGCGAGGAUUCGUACCCACAGGCUCACAGCUCCAGUUGCCGGCGAUAGUCUUGAUGCGGCCUAUGAGAGGAUUGCUCUUCGAGACCUUGCGGAACUCGAAAAUCUAAUUGCCGAAAAAACAAGGUUGAUUCAUCUCCGAGCUUGCGCUUGCAAGAUCAAAGAUACAACCAGGUUUUCAGUAAGCGACGAGUACACAAAGCUGCAUGCUCGGUCAGGAAGCUAUGUUCACAGGGAUGACGGAUAA